AUGAACCUAAAUGGAUGGGAGAAUCGAUUGGAAGUUUACCUCAUCCAUUUAGGUUCAUCUUCAAGUUAUGAGUUUACCUCAUCAUCACCAAUGGAGCGUCCAAUGGGACAAAAAGCAACAAAAAGGAAGGGUAAGGCAAAGGAAAUUCCAAAUGCAACGCAAGAUGCAAGGAAUAAAAGAUUAGUGUCAAUGGAAAGACUAGCGCAAAGUAAGGAGGACGAGAUAGAAUUAAAGGUAGUGCAACUAAUGAUGAAAGACACUUCUACUAUGAGCGAUAGUCAACGAGAUAUUCAUGAAAAAUAUUACGAUUCAGAUAAUUACGAUCAAGAAUUUUGGGAGUUGGUUGAAGAAGAAUUUAUGGACGACAGUGAUGAAGAACAAGAGGUUCAAAAUGAACAUCAAUCUGGAAGUUCCUCUAGGCCAAAGAGAAGAACAACGAUAGACCGAGGUCGUGAAGAAGGGCAUAAUCGAUUGUUCAAUGACUACUUCUCAGAAAAUCCAGUAUACACAGAUGUUCAAUUCCGAAGAAGGUUCAGAAUGCAUAGGCAUAAAUGUACAUCUGUUAUUCGUAUGUUGGCGUAUGGAUCUGCUGCUGACAUUGUAGACGGAUAUGUUCGAAUCGGUGAAAGCACUUCAAUUGAGUGCUUACAAAGAUUCGUUCAGGGCGUGAAUGUUGUAUUUGGGGCUGAGUAUUUGAGAAAGCCUAACAACACUGAUGUUGAACAUCUUUUACAAAUGGGAGAGUCACGUGGCUUUCCAGGUAUAUUGGGUUCCAUUGAUUGUAUGCAUUGGGAAUGGAAAAAUUGUCCUGUUGCAUGGAAAGGACAGUUUUGUCGAGGUGAUCAUGGUAAGCCCACAAUCAUGCUUGAAGCAGUGGCAUCACAAGACUUAUGGAUUUGGCAUGCUUUUUUUGGUAUUGCAGGUUCAAACAAUGACAUUAAUGUGCUAAACCAAUCCAACGUGUUUAACGAUAUUUUGGAAAGACAUGCUCUCAAUGUGCAAUAUACAAUCAAUGGGACACCAUAUAACAUGGGGUAUUAUUUAGUAGAUGGUAUAUAUCCCGAGUGGGCUACAUUUGUCAAGACCAUUUCAAUGCCACAGGGAGAAAAGAAAAAUUUAUUUGCUCAACAUCAAGAAUCAGCUAGAAAAGAUGUGGAGCGGGCAUUUGGAGUGCUUCAAUCUCGAUUUGCAAUUAUACGUGGCCCAACACGUGCCUGGCACAUGGACACCCUCAAGCAUACCAUAUAUGCAUGCAUAAUAUUACACAACAUGAUUGUUGAAGACGAACGACAUACAUAUGGAGGUAAUUUUGAUUACUCUUAUGAUAAUGUGGAUGACAACAACUCAACAACCGAAACAUUUAGCGGUCCUCAUCUGAAUCUUGCAACAAGACUACAAAGAAGAGCAAGUAUUCGAGAAAAACAAGUUCAUCGUCAACUUCAAGGAGAUUUAGUCGAGUAUAUUUGGGAACGUUUUGGACAUGUAGAUGAUGAAAUUUAA
This is a messenger RNA of Vicia villosa (hairy vetch), 1500 nucleotides long. RefSeq lists its product as uncharacterized. The transcript has 3 exons. The coding region runs from base 1 to 1500 and encodes 499 amino acids. The record is from RefSeq and is a predicted model, not a curated record. Lineage: Eukaryota; Viridiplantae; Streptophyta; Magnoliopsida; Fabales; Fabaceae.